AUGUCGGGUGAACCAGCUGCCAAGAAGGCCAAAUUGGACUGGGGCCUGACCGAUCCUGCUGAACCGUUGACUCGAAAGGAUGUUAUCGCAUUUCAGAAGGAAGCACUUUUUAGAGCGCUUAACAAGCACCGUACGCGUGCCGCAAGUCUCGAAACGCAGUUGGGAAAGGGCCAUGAUAAUUUGACACAGCUACGUGAGCAAUAUGCCCGCGUUUGCGCGACCUUGAGCGUCUUGGCCGCUAAAUUAGGCAAGCUUUGUAAAGAUGACGUGGAUGCCCAGAAACUAUGUGAUAGCAUUGUACAAGGCGUAGAGACCAACGUCGCAGAUGUUGCCGAGCAGCUAGCGGUAUUAUUCGACAGAUAUGCCGGUGGUGUGGGCGAAGACUCGAGCUUGACGUCCCAUUUCCAUGCGCUCGAGAAAUCCAAGCAAGCGCUUUCUACACACAACCAACAGCUCCAGGAAGAGCUUGGUGCGGUAAGGGACCAUUACCAAACCCUCAUACGGCGGUAUGAUCGUGAUGAUAGCGAAACCUUGAAGAGAGUGCUGAAAAUCAAGAAUGAUAGCGACCCAGUAAAAGCUGAUUCGCCUCCGGCUGCUCCAGAAGCUGCUGUCGCCACACCUGAUUCGAGUUCUAAAGCGGAUACUUGUAAGGAAGAAGAGUCUAAUCAAAUUUCAAGCAUAGAACAUGAUUUGCAAGUUCAAGAUCUCAGUAACCAAAUAGAAGCUCUGAGAAAUACGAUCAACGAUUUAGAGAAUUGGAAAUCAAGGCGGGAAAAUGAGAUAUUGCAAUUACGGACAGAUCUAGCCAAUUCCAAAAAUAAUGCUACAGAACAACAUCCUGAGGGAAGCCUUGACCGAGACUAUCUAAUGCGUCGCUUAGAAACGCUGCGUGAAGAGAACGCUUCGCUAAAUCAAACCAACGGAUCGUUCCUGGCUAAGUUUCAGCAACUGGUGCAGGACAAGGAGAUUUUCACCAAUAAGUUGACGGUGGAGUUUCAAACCGCCCAAGAUGCUCUAAAGAAGCAUAACGCCAUGUUGGAAAAAGAUUUAGUGAGAAUAAGGAAUGCACGGGACGAAAUGACAGGGAAGAUGGCCAUUUUGGAAAAACAGAAAGGCAAGUCCGACCUUAUUGAAGAUUUGCAAAAGAUGAUGGAUCUACAAACCGACAGAAUAGAUAAGUUGGAAAUUAAAGAAACAGAGCCUUCCAGGGAUGUACUGACGAAAGAGCUUCAAGAUCUUGAAAGUGCUUAUAGGGAGCUCUCGAAACUUGCACACAAGAAAUACUCAGACCAUUUGACUCAAGAGUCUGUAUUAGCCAAACUCACAGUAGAGAAGACAAAGGCAGACCAAAAAUACUUCGCGGCAAUGAGGUCCAAAGAUUCCAUUUUGAUUGAAAAUAAAAAUCUUACAAAAAAUCUCACAAAAUCCAACGAGCUUAUCGUGCAGCUGAAAGAGAUCGAGCGUAGUAUGCAAGGAAAGAUUGAAAGCUUGAUCAAACAAAUACAUAUUCACGGGUCAAAUGAAAAGCGUCUAGUCGACGCAAACAAAAGCACCUCCAUCAAGCUUAUGGAUGUCACUUCUGCUCUGAGUAAAUCCAAAAAAACUAUAGAGUCAUUGAAUCAGGACAAAUCUGAUGCUGUCGAAAAAUUGACGAAUUUUGAGCUCCAGAUUCAUUCUGCAGAGAGUGAAAUAAACGCUUUGAAGCUUCGGCUUUCUCAAGAAGAGGCCAAAGCUACAAAGUUGCAUAAGGCCCUGAUAUCUUCUGGUGCUAGCGAUACGUCCGUUAUUGCCGAGGAGCUGGAGAAUUUCAGAACGAUUAUAUAUUGUUCUUUGUGUUCUAAGAAUUGGAAGAACACUGCCAUAAAGACGUGCGGACAUGUCUUUUGUGACCAGUGCUGUAAGGAAAGACUUGCUGCUAGGAUGCGCAAAUGUCCUAUUUGCCGUAUGCAGUUUGGAACUCAUGAUUUGUUGGAUCUUCAUAUGUGA
Messenger RNA from Lachancea lanzarotensis, 1986 nucleotides. It is a transcript of the gene BRE1, whose product is annotated as LALA0S03e06898g1_1. Bases 1 to 1986 code for a protein of 661 amino acids. The transcript has a single exon. Gene Ontology annotation, cellular component: nucleus; HULC complex. NCBI's taxonomy places the organism in Eukaryota, Fungi, Ascomycota, Saccharomycetes, Saccharomycetales, Saccharomycetaceae. Gene Ontology annotation, molecular function: ubiquitin protein ligase activity. The record is from RefSeq and is a predicted model, not a curated record.